Ylistrum balloti is the source of this 1206-nucleotide messenger RNA. Its product is annotated as GATA zinc finger domain-containing protein 14-like. Bases 1 to 1206 code for a protein of 401 amino acids. Lineage: Eukaryota; Metazoa; Mollusca; Bivalvia; Pectinida; Pectinidae. The record is from RefSeq and is a predicted model, not a curated record. The transcript has 2 exons.
AUGUCACGCAUGCACACUGGAGCCAGACAGAUCAAGGACAGUUACAACAAUACACAGACAUCAAAACUGAUCAAGGACAGUUACAACAAUACACAGACAUCAAAACUGAUCAAGAACAGUUACAACAAUACACAGACAUCAAAACUGAUCAAGGACAGUUACAACAAUACACAGACAUCAAAACUGAUCAAGAACAGUUACAACAAUACACAGACAUCAAAACUGAUCAAGGAUGGUUACAACAAUACACAGACAUCAAAACUGAUCAAGGAUGGUUACAACAAUACACAGACAUCAAACCUUAUCAAGAACAGUUACAACAAUACACAGACAUCAAACCUUAUCAAGAACAGUUACAACAAUACACAGACAUCAAACCUUAUCAAGGACAGUUACAACAAUACACAGACAUCAAAACUGAUCAAGAACAGUUACAACAAUACACAGACAUCAAAACUGAUCAAGGACAGUAACAACAAUACACAGACAUCAAAACUGAUCAAGAACAGUUACAACAAUACACAGACAUCAAAACUGAUCAAGGACAGUUACAACAAUACACAGACAUCAAAACUGAUCAAGGACAGUUACAACAAUACACAGACAUCAAAACUGAUCAAGAACAGUUACAACAAUACACAGACAUCAAAACUGAUCAAGGACAGUUACAACAAUACACAGACAUCAAAACUGAUCAAGAACAGUUACAACAAUACACAGACAUCAAAACUGAUCAAGGAUGGUUACAACAAUACACAGACAUCAAAACUGAUCAAGGACAGUAACAACAAUACACAGACAUCAAAACUGAUCAAGAACAGUUACAACAAUACACAGACAUCAAAACUGAUCAAGGACAGUAACAACAAUACACAGACAUUGAUCAAGAACAGUUACAACAAUACACAGACAUCAAAACUGAUCAAGGACAGUUACAACAAUACACAGACAUCAAAACUGAUCAAGGACAGUUACAACAAUACACAGACAUCAAAACUGAUCAAGAACAGUUACAACAAUACACAGACAUCAAAACUGAUCAAGGAUGGUUACAACAAUACACAGACAUCAAAACUGAUCAAGGAUGGUUACAACAAUACACAGACAUCAAACCUUAUCAAGAACAGUUACAACAAUACACAGACAUCAAACCUUAUCAAUGACAUUGAGAAAUGGAAUGAAGUUUUAGAGAAAAACCAAAUUUAG